AGAACAACCUUCUCGCUUGUCUGUUCACAUACAUCAUUUGUGAUGAACAGUCACAUAUCUUCGCUGUCUGAAUCUGCACUCUGUUGAUUUUUCUGCAAUUUCGUUUUAGCUAUAACCUUUUUGAUAAACAUUUAACACCACCAUUUCACCAAAUCAAUAUAUCAAAGGUGAUGAUUGUGCAACAAUGACAAACAAGAAGGGAUUGUUCACUCUACUGAAAAGAGUUUUUAUUUCAGAAGCUAACUCAGAAAAGAAAGAGAAGAGAAGAAGAUGGACAUUUUGGAAGCUUAAGGUAAGAAAAAGAUUACCUACCAUUACUGCACCACCACCUGAGAAUGGGACAAGAAACGAAUCCCAUGAGGAACAGAAAGAGGAAAGCGUGUCAGAGGUUGGUGAGGUCAGCCAAGUAUCUUCUAGUCAAAAGUUAGAUUCCAUAGAGAAGUUAGAAGGUUCAACAUCCCCGGAGACUGCUCAUCUGGUAGCCCAGUAUCAACUGUUUCUAAAUAGAGAGGAAGAAGCUCUUGCUGCUACUCGGAUUCAGACAGCUUUCCGUGGUCAUCUUGCAAGGAAAGCUCUACGUGCCUUGAAGGGAAUAGUGAAGCUCCAAGCAUAUAUAAGAGGACGUGCAGUGAGACGCCAAGCGAUGACUACACUAAAAUGCUUGCAGUCCGUUGUCAAAAUUCAGUCACAAGUCUACGGUAAGAGAACACAAAUUCCUCCCAGAGGAUCUCAGAGAGAUUACGAAGAGAGCCACAUGUUCAGCGAGAACAUACUCAAGGUGGAUACAAAUGGUCAGAAGAGAUGGGACGAUAGUCUACUGACAAAGGAAGAGGCGAGAGCUGUGGUCAUGAGCAAGAGAGAAGCUGCGUUAAGAAGAGAAAGGAUCAAAGAAUAUGCAGUCACUCACCGGAAAUCCGCGGAGUCAUACCAGAAACGGAGUAACACGAAGUGGAAGUACUGGUUAGAUGAAUGGGUAGAUACUCAAAGAACCAAGAGCAAGGAGUUAGAAGAUCUCGACUUGUCUUUAAGAACAAAAACUAAAGACGAAACUAUGAAUAAAACUCCAAGGAACUCAUCGCCGAGAAGAUUGGUGAGUAAUAGUAAUAAUCAUAGAAGACAAGCUUCAAUAAGUGAAGAGGAACAACAGAACCCUGUGGCUGCUGUCACUGUCAAUACACCAACUUACAUGGUUGCAACAGAGUCAGCAAAGGCAAAGUCAAGAUCUCUGAGCUCCCCAAGGAUAAGACCAAGAAGUUUCGACACGCAGUCUGAGAGUUACUCGCCGUAUAAGAAUAAGCUAUGCUUGACGACUUCGGUGAUGAGCGAAGCACCAAGCAGAGUGAGAGUUGGGAAUAGCAAUGGCAAUAACAGUAGGGCAAGUGCAUACCAGCAAAGGUCUCCAGGGUUAAGGGGAUUUAGCAUAGGCCCUUUGAAAUCAUGCAAUAAUGGUGGUCUACUGAACGAUCUCAGCAUUAACUCGGAACGAUCUCUACCCAGCUGGAGCAAGCAGAGCAGCUUGAGAUGAUGAGUGGGACUUUGAGCCCUGUAUAUACACUUACAUACUUUCCAAUGUUUCUUUGUUGAGAGGGUCACACCCACAUGUGUAUCAUCAAAUCUUCUUUCGUUUCUCUUUUUUUUUACACUGUUUCACUCAAUUUCAUUUGAUUAAGUUGCCCAAGGACAAUGUAAUGACUUAUCAAUCUUUAUGUAGAAAAGAAAAAAGAACUAUGAAAUAAAAGAAGUUUUCCUU
Messenger RNA from Brassica oleracea var. oleracea, 1750 nucleotides. RefSeq names its product protein IQ-DOMAIN 1-like. NCBI's taxonomy places the organism in Eukaryota, Viridiplantae, Streptophyta, Magnoliopsida, Brassicales, Brassicaceae. The transcript is spliced from 6 exons. The coding region runs from base 185 to 1525 and encodes 446 amino acids. Gene Ontology annotation, molecular function: protein binding. The record is from RefSeq and is a predicted model, not a curated record.